This is a messenger RNA of Candidozyma haemuli, 1146 nucleotides long. RefSeq lists its product as uncharacterized. NCBI's taxonomy places the organism in Eukaryota, Fungi, Ascomycota, Pichiomycetes, Serinales, Metschnikowiaceae. The transcript has a single exon. The record is from RefSeq and is a predicted model, not a curated record. Bases 1 to 1146 code for a protein of 381 amino acids.
AUGUCUUUGAAACUACUAGGGAAAACACCACUGGAGCCUUCUGCUUUGCCAAUCACUGCAAGUACAGAUUCUGUCUCGGUGGGUUCUCUUUUAGAGCCUAGAGAUCUGUUCAAGUCGAGCUCCUCUCAUACAUCUUCAUAUGUUGCGGAGAACCUGCCGAUUCCUGAAGAGCUGGAUCUGGUAGAGCUGUUGCAAAGCAGAACGUUACUCCCGCAUCCUUCCAAACUUGACCUUAUUGACCAUACGACGCUAACGUCGCUACCGCUCCCUCCUCCUCCAGCCAGAUCUCGCCUUAAACGAGGUCACCUGGCCCCGCUAUGCCAAACAACGUCAAAGAACCUUAAUAAUGAGCAUUUCAAUGGCCUAGGAAAGUCCAACGAUAUUGAUGAAACGGGAUUCGAGGAUGAGCCUGAUUUGGGUGACAUUACCAUCACUUCUGAGUAUGUUGACGAGACGUUUGACGAGUCUGAGGAGCUCAUAGUCUUAGUAGAAGACUAUAUGGCCAACCAUGAUUCAGCUAAACUGUUGGAUCGGAAAAAAUCUUUGCAUUCGUUCAAAAAACGUCUACAUGCUGACCAUCGUUCAAUCGACUCGUACGAGGCAUACCCCAAGAAACGAACUGUUGAUUGGAACGAUGGAGUCUCAAAUCCUGAAGAUCUAGAAGCCAUUUUCGGUAGGAUCCCGGGCACAGAUCGUCUCAAGCACUGCUGUCUUUGUGAGAGACCACUAUAUGAAAUCAGCUCUAUUCUUGGCAACAGUGAUUCUGUUCGUAAGGGCAACAGUAAAGCCAGCCAGCUUUGUAAAGAGUUUGUGUGUUGGGACUGUGUUGACGUUUAUGAGCACUUCCUCACUGAACUCGAUGAAAGCGAAGCCCACACCGAACAAGCCAAGAAGCAAUCUACCGAACGUCUACUAGACAUUUUCACCGGCAUCAGAGAUACCUAUAAUGCAUCAACUCCAGUAUGUCCACGGGAAGACUUUUCUGUGGGCUUGAUAGAGAAGUUACACCAUUUGAGUGAUGUUGCGACAUCUGAAUCUGAGCCUGAGUGGCUCAGCACUCUCAAAUAUAAGUUGAGAUGGAGAUGGCGCCUUAAUGGGCUCUUGCCAAAUCCUUUUUCAACAAAUGGCCUGGUUAAACAAGCCUAG